This is a messenger RNA of Pogonomyrmex barbatus (red harvester ant), 1878 nucleotides long. RefSeq lists its product as uncharacterized. Gene Ontology annotation, biological process: ubiquitin-dependent protein catabolic process via the multivesicular body sorting pathway. Gene Ontology annotation, cellular component: ESCRT I complex. Gene Ontology annotation, molecular function: ubiquitin binding. Lineage: Eukaryota; Metazoa; Arthropoda; Insecta; Hymenoptera; Formicidae. The record is from RefSeq and is a predicted model, not a curated record.
UUAUCUUUGGAUCUAUCGAGGGUUUAUUUGACAAUCACUCCUAUCUCAAAUCCCUCUUUGUUAUUUUGCACGCAAUCGAUAUUUUUCGCCACGGCGAGCGUUUAUGAUUUGAUCUGUCAAGUGGAGGUGUACUUUCGCCAUUUCAGCUGUCAUGAGAUAUUUUACGGAUCUCAAGUUACGUAGACAUUGUCCAUCCAAUUAAAUUGCAAUUACGAACGAGAUGUGUCAGUGGCGUACGAUUAAACGAGAUGUAUUGCGAUGGAUGUAAAUUAAGGUUAUGCCUCAAGUAUCGGCGAGUAGAGUGACGGGUCGUCGCUGCAGGUUGUCGCGCGUUAUUCCCUGGCGAUUAUUCCCCGCCGAUACGAAUCAAUGGCUCGAGCCUCGGUGUCGGCACAAUGCGAUCUGGUCGCGUCGUACAUGGACGGGGUACAUGUCAAGAUCGCGGAAGCGUAUAAACCACCGAGGAAAAUCGGCCUACCCGCGGCGUACAACAACCGAUUGCCGGAUGUAUCGAAGCUGAUGUAUGACUUCAGUUUGGAGAAAUCGGUGCUUGAGAAGAUAAGCGAGUGGCGCAAGGCUAGGCAGGCCUACAGCAAGGCACGUCAGGCUCGAUUGAAAGAGAAAAAGAAAAAGAUCGAGGAAACUCCUCCAUCCCCACCACCGCUGGAUUGUGUGAAGCAGUUACCCAUCAAUGUGCCACCAGCUCCGGAACCAACAAUACUUAUGCCACAGCCUCUAUCACCUCCAGCAAAUGACCUUCAGGAUCAUACAAAGAUCAAUGGAGGCCUAGACUUUGCUGACUUUGAUAAUGAUACAAGUAGCCCCUUUGAUAACAUGGAAUUAAAAACCAUCAAUGACAUGGAGGAGUUAGCGCAGGUCUUACAACCUAGAUCGCAAUGGGUACCUGCAGGAAAAUUGGAAAAUAUUAUAAAUGAAUUAACAAUCGAUGAUACAGCCGAGAUUUGUAAGGAGGAAGAGGCUAAUAUGGAGAAUCAGAUGGAUGACGAAGCCGAUACAGACAUGCAUAUCGAAAAUCACCGUAGCGUUUCAACAAUAAUGCAAGAACUUCAAAAGGAAUUAGAACGGCCUGCUAUAAAGGAUUGGAAGCCAUGGCCCGACUUGGAGAGUCCAGAUAGUGAUGUGCAUGCAGCAUCGAGGCAUGACGAUUCAACAUCAAAUCACGCGAAGCCCUCGACAGACCUAUUAUCGAGCAUGACAGAGGAUGACCGAAAAUUAGUAAUGCAUUUAAGUGACAUGGGAUUUCCUAAAUGCAGAGCGGCACGCGCGGUAUUGGAGUUGGGUCGAGUGCAUGAAAAGAAAAUCGUGGAGUACCUACUGGCCGUCCAAUCCUUAGAAGAGGUCGGUAUUCCAAAUGACUAUGCCGAGACGGCGCUGACGCUCGCGCAGUACGAUCAAUCCAAGGCAAGAAUCUACUAUGAGAACUUAUGUACGUUAAAAGAUCUAGGAUUUCCCGAGGAUAAAGCUUCUGCGGCAUUAGAAAAGUGUAAUUUUGAUCGUGAUAAGGCGUUAGAUCUUCUGAUAGCUUGAGCAGACGAUCGAAUCGGCGUUCACGAAAUGUGAGAGGCUGCAUAAUACUUCUUUUUGCGACUUGAUUACAUACUUAAACUGAUAGAAUCUUUAUAAAGCAGAGAAUUCAGAUUUUUAUGUAUUGCGUGGAAGUACAUAGAGUCACAAUCAUAACAUAUAUUUUAAUAAAAAGAAAAGAUGAAUGUAUCUGUGAAACUAGUCUUGAAUAAUGAUACCUCAAGAAACUACAUUAAACUGUGUAAUAUUGUAAUAAUUUAACUCCAUAAUCUGGGCAUUAUUGAACAUCAUUGAUAUUGGUAAUCAAUGCUGCAAAAUAAAUUAUAAUUACAU